Molecule: messenger RNA, 1731 nt
Organism: Drosophila ananassae
Lineage: Eukaryota; Metazoa; Arthropoda; Insecta; Diptera; Drosophilidae
Product: fatty acyl-CoA reductase wat
Exons: 5
Coding region: 184-1707 (507 amino acids)
Biological process (GO): long-chain fatty-acyl-CoA metabolic process
Cellular component (GO): peroxisome
Molecular function (GO): alcohol-forming very long-chain fatty acyl-CoA reductase (NADP+) activity
Source: RefSeq, a predicted model, not a curated record
UAUUAUUAACUAAAUACACCUUUUGUGACACUCGAUUUUGCUCUAAAGCUUUUUUGUGGGUUUCUUUAAAGGUGUACCUACUGUACACAUCGACAACAUGGAACAUAUAAAUAGAAGAACUUCAGUUCAGAACGAAAGUAUUGCAUUGAAAGCACCACGACAUUUAAAACGAAAAUAUAGAACAUGGAAACCGAAAUCCAAGGAUUUUAUCGAAACAAGACUGUUUUUAUAACUGGCGGAACAGGAUUUUUAGGAAAAGUGGUCAUAGAGAAACUAUUGCGAACUACGGAGGUAAAGAAAAUAUAUUCCCUGACGAGGGAGAAACGUGGCAAGGACAUCAAGGAGCGUGUUGAGAUAUGGCGAAAUGAUCCUUUUUUCAAAACUCUUCGGGAAACGAAACCUUCGGCAUUUGAUCGAGUGCUACCCGUUGCUGGGAACUGCUUGGCUCCGGAUCUGGGACUAAGUGAAGUGGAUCGAAGAGUCCUCACCUCUGAAGUGCAGAUCGUGAUCCAUGGAGCAGCCACCGUUCGAUUCAAUGAACCACUACACGUGGCGCUGGCAAUCAACACUCGUGCCUCUCGGCUGAUGGUGCAACUGGCUAGGGAUAUGAGGCAUCUAGUCGCCUAUUUGCACGUUUCUACGACGUUUUCAAACUGCUUUAUCUUCCGGGUCAAGGAAAUCUUCUAUCCGGAACAUCUGUCCUGUGGAUCGGAGAAGGUUUUGGCCUUGAGCCAGUUAGUAAGCCCCCAAGUUCUGGAUGACAUGGAAUCGGCAUUAAGAGGCUCAUUUCCCAAUACCUAUACCUAUACAAAGGCCUUGGCAGAGGAUGUUGUCCUUAAGGAAUGUGAAGGACUGCCCAUCAGCAUUUUUAGACCUGCUAUAAUAACUGCUACUUGGAAGGACCCAGUGGCUGGGUUUAUAGACAACUUAUACGGGCCAACUGCUAUGGGCUAUGGUACUGGCCGCGGGAUCCUGCGUCUGACCAGCUACAAAAGAAACCAUCGUUCCAACAUCGUCCCAGCUGACUUAUGUGGCAAUUUAGUAUUGGCAUCCUUGUGGCACACUGCCAACGAGCAUUCGAAAGUCCCCCGCAGAGACCCAUCGAUCCAACCUACUAUAUACGCCCUCGCACCCACAGAAACCAAUGAUCUUUUUUCACAGGAUCUUGUCAAAAUGGCACUCGAGUCUCGUAAAACGUCGGCAUUGACCAAAAUGAUUUGGUAUCCAUUCUGCUACAAUGUGUCCUCACCGCGGCUCUUUCCUAUUUUGGCCUUUUUCUAUCAUACUCUUCCUGGAUACUUCUUUGACCUGGCUCUCCAACUAUCAGGGAGAAAACCUCGAUUAGUAAAAAUCUACAGGAAGCUUCAUUCCGGGUUGGCACUUAUGAAAUAUUUUUUACAAAAUAAUUUUUACUUUGACAUCAAAAAUUCGGAUCGGCUUUUCACGCUGAUGUCCCAGGAAGAUCGAUGCCUCUACGACUUCGAUAUGGAAAAUGUGGACUGGAGAGAUUAUUUAAAUAAAAGCAUUAGAGGCAUAAGGUUUUACUUAGCAAAGGACGAUCCGACUGAAGAAUCCAUUCAACGGGCUCAACGUUUACUGAAAAAAUUGAAAUUCGUGCACUACUCCUUCGUGACCUUACUGUGUUGCAUCUCUGGACUAUUGUUGUGGUUUCUAAUUAAAUUUCUUUGUAAUUUGAUUUCGUGUUGAUUUGACCAUAAAUAAAAUUGCGAU